Chrysochloris asiatica (Cape golden mole) is the source of this 1155-nucleotide messenger RNA. It is a transcript of the gene CUNH2orf69, whose product is annotated as chromosome unknown open reading frame, human C2orf69. Gene Ontology annotation, cellular component: mitochondrion. The record is from RefSeq and is a predicted model, not a curated record. The transcript is spliced from 2 exons. Lineage: Eukaryota; Metazoa; Chordata; Mammalia; Afrosoricida; Chrysochloridae. Bases 1 to 1155 code for a protein of 384 amino acids.
AUGUGGGGGUUCAGGCUCCUGCGGUCGCCGCCGCUGCUGUUCCUGCUGCCGCAGCUCAUAACGGGAGGCGCCGCUUCCAGCUUCCAGGCCGGAACCAUGAGCUUGGGCGGCAGCGGCGGCACGCAAUGCUCUGUGUCGGCCGAGGGGCGCCGCCCGCAGUGCCUGCAGCUGCCCACGGUGCCGGGAGCCGACCCGCAGCGUUGCAACGACCUGCUGCUUCUGGCGGGAGCGGGACACGAGCUGCGGGAGCUCCCCGGGGACCGGGCGCAGGAGAAACCGCAACCGCCGCCCCAGCAUCAUGUCCUCUAUUUCCCAGGGGAUGUGCAGAAUUAUUACGAAAUUAUGACUCGUCAUCCUGAGAAUUACCAAUGGGAAAACUGGAGCCUAGAAAAUGUAGCGACCAUUCUAUCCCACCGGUUCCCCAAUAGUUAUAUUUGGGUGAUAAAGUGUUCCCGAAUGCAUUUGCAUAAAUUCAGCUGCUAUGACAAUUUUGUGAAAAGCAACAUGUUUGGUGCCCCGGAACACAGUACUGACUUUGGAGCUUUCAGACACCUUUACAUGUUAUUAGAUAAUGCUUUUAAUUUAACUCAAAGCAGUCCACUAUCAAAGAAGAAUGUGAAUGUUUUGAAUAAGGGUUCCAAAGCAUCUAAUUGUGGAUCUAAUUCUUCUCAUUCCACUAAUGGUUGCCAGGGAGAAAAAGAGAGGACCUGUGAGAAAUGUGAUGAGUCUGCCAUGAGCUUUUAUCCACCAUCUCUAAAUGGUGCAUCUUUUACUUUGAUUGGAUUCAGUAAAGGUUGUGUUGUUUUAAAUCAGUUGCUUUUUGAAUUGAAAGAAGCCAAGAAAGACAAGAACAUAGAUGCCUUUAUCAAAAGCAUAAGAACAAUGUACUGGCUGGAUGGUGGCCAUUCUGGAGGAAGUAAUACUUGGGUUACUUAUCCGGAAGUCUUGAAAGAAUUUGCACAAACAGAGAUUAUUGUUCAUACCCAUGUAACACCUUACCAAGUACAUGAUCCAAUGAGAUCUUGGAUUGGAAAGGAGCACAAGAAAUUUGUUCAGAUACUUGGCGAGUUUGGUAUGCAGGUAACUAGCCAAAUUCAUUUUGCAAAGGAAGUUCCUUCCAUAGAGAAUCACUUCAGGGUUCAUGAAGUAUUUUGA